GCAUGGUGUGAGGGGGAGCGCCCGGGGCGUCGAGUGUAACCCGGGGUGCGGGACUGGCCGCGCGGGACGGCGGUCGGCAGCCCAGGCCGCGGCCUCCCCUGCCCCCGCGACCCCCGGGCCCAGCCCGGCUGCGAGCGCGUCUCUCCCAGCCACGUGAUGGCUGCCGCUGGCUUCGACUGCUAAGGCUUAUUUUGAAGAUCAGGAACAAAAGCCGUCGCCUGAUCGAUUACUCUAUUGGAUUAUAAGCGAGUUGUUGCUGUGGGUGUUCCUACACGCUCACUGAGUGUGCAGACUGAUCGUUCAGCGUUGUGGCAAAAGUACCAGUGCAGGCUUAGCUUCCCACGACGUUUGCAAGUUGGAGGGUUUUUUUGUUUUAGUGAAGUUUUAAUGGUAUUUGGAAUUUUCCGAGGCUGUAGAAGUAUAGGUAUAGUACUGUUCUAGUUAACUCAGCUUAAAUGUAAAAUUUCUUAGAACAGUGUGCACGUUUUUGUGCCUCUAAAUUCGUGGCAUAUAGUUGUCAAUCCCUUUACCUAAAUCCUUGUUCUCUGAAGUCCUUGCUCACUUAAUGAAGUGGUCUUAGUUUUGUGUGGCACUGUCAUCCCCAAAGUCACUAUUUUUGUUUCUAAAUUGUUGGAUGGCUUGUCUAUGUCUUCUACCAGUGCUUGGUUGUUUAAUAUAUAGUCAGUAGAAGCUUGUUAUUUGGACUUGGUUUUCUGUGGAUUUCUUAAAUAACACAUUAUGAUCUGGAAUUGCUAUGUCUAGUUUUCACCACUGAGGUUCUAUGUUGUAUCCGUGCUACAUUGUGGAGAACUUGCUGUUUAUCACCGAAGGAAUAACGAGGAGAUCUGUUCUGAAUACUGCUUAAAAAUUUGGAUAAGAAUACAGAAUUGUGAAAUUCAGAAAUACUACAGAUUAAAUACAUCAUGAAGUAGUGGGGCAGCGGAUUUGAUUUUUCAAGACAUGAAGGUCCUGUAGGAAAAUUUUGCCCAUGAAUGCUUCUUGUUUUUUGGCACUGCCGUCACAUCUGUUGGGAAGAUACAAGAAAAAAUGUACUGGGUCUGCCUGAGGUGGAGCUGAUGUUCUUCGUAGCAGUCACUACGACUUUGUGUUUUGGAUUUGUGGCUAAGAGAGUGUUGGCAACACAUCAGCGUUUUGGCCGUGGCUGAACAGCGCUUGCACAGUGUCAAGGCUUUCUCAUUUUUCCCCUAUUCUGCCACUCCAGUGAGUAUGGUGGGAGCAGGCAAGAAGCUGAGAGGGGACACAACCGGGAGAACUGACCCAAACUGACCACAGGGAGAUUCCAUGCUGUGUAACAUCGUGCUGAGCAACAAAAACCAAGGGAGAGGAAGAAGAAGGUUUUUAUUUGAUUGUUUUGGUUUCUAGGGGUGGAUUUUUUAAUUGGCUUCCAAGUUCAGAGGCAGGCUGGGCAUCAGUAAUUCUGUGUGAGGUGGUGAGAGUUUUCCGUUGCUUCAUUUUUUUCUCUUUGCUGACUAAACUGUCUUUAAAACUUGAGCCACUUGGUUCUUCCUGUUUUCUUCCCCAUCCCACUGGUGCGGCCGAGGAGCGAACAAUCAGCAAAUGAUCAGCUGUGUGGAUGCUUGCCUGCUGGGUGUGUCAACUCACCAAAAAAAUACAGAGAAGAGGUGAUCUGUAGUGAAGUUACUAAAUAGGCAGUUGUUUUCAGUUUGUUGUGUUUACAAGGUCCUGAUGUAGAAGUGAUGUAGAAUCCAUUAUUUACAGGAUUUGGGCUUUGCUCUUGUUUUGCUGUGUUCAGGUGGAGCAAUAGUUACUGUCAUCAAUAGGUAACUUGGCAUCAGGAUCUAGUGCUUUACAUUUGUUACUGAGCACGGGGUUGGUAAAGGGAUAUUCUGAAACAUUUGUCACUGGAGUGUUGGGCCCUUGUUUUAAGGGACAUAGUUACUUGCUACAGAAGCUUGUGUUUGUUCUGAGAGUACUAUGAUAUGUAUUGUAUGAUGUUAGAUAAUGUUAAAAAUCGGGAUAUGUUUAAGCUGGUGAUUCUUGUUCUUAUGCCUGAAAGUCAGUAAGUAGAUAGGGAAGAUACUGAAAUUUGUUUUGUAAAUUGAAGUACUUCCUGAAGUUUCUCCUUGUUGAAUAUUUUUGCUGUUUCAUAUGAUCGUCUUCACUGUGCGUGUUAAGUAAAGUGCUGGACUGGUGAGUAGCAUGCUGUGGUGAACAUUGAAAGCAGGUGGAUUUCAGAAGAAUGGAAUCAUCCUGUAAUCUUGAGAUGGACUUGCACAUCUUUCAAGGACUCAAAUAAUUGAAUUGAGAGUUUUUACCUCACUAUACUAUCGGUCUGUUUCAUUUCAACAGUUCAGUGUGGCGAAAUUGAUGAUCAAGUAACCUCAUCGUGUUUUCAUCAUUUCCAGAAGUCAACUUAAGUUUUGAACUUUUGCUUUUAAAAUGGAAACCCAAAGGUUCAGUGCGUAGCAUCCUGAAACAUGGAAGGAGUUCUUCGUAGUAUCUCACAUUGUGGGUUCAUUACACGCUUGGCUUUAGUAUUAGCCACUGCUAUGGAUGAGCUGCAGCAGUGUAGCACAGUCUGUAAAGCGAAGUACAGGUAUCAGCCAUUAAUUAUGUUUCAUUUUCUUUCCACAGUUAAGUUCAUUUUACAGAAUUUAUCAGGUCUUCAAAGCAGAAACAGGUGAUUUUUGCUGUGGGUUGAGCUCAGCAUGGCUGUAGUCAUCCGUUUACAGGGGCUUCCUGUUGUUGCGGGUCCUGCAGAUAUUCGUCGUUUCUUCUUGGGAUUGAAUAUUCCUGAUGGAGGUGUGCAUAUUAUUGGAGGAGAGAUUGGGGAGGCUUUUAUUAUAUUUGCAACAGAUGAAGAUGCACGGCGUGCCAUGAGCUGUUCAGGAGGGUUUAUCAAGGACUCACGCAUAGAGCUCUUUCUCAGCAGCAGGGCAGAAAUGCAGAACACCAUAGAAAUGAGCCGGAAACGAUUUGACCGUGGGGAACGAGAAACUAUGUCUGGCUCUAGAAGAACAGGCACUAAUGGUUCUGGUGUAUCAGGUGUUGGAGACAUUCCACAUUUAGUCACACCUUUUUCAAAAGGAAUAAUUAAACCUGGUUAUGGUCCACCAGAUCAUCCAGAGCCUGGUUUCCAUACCAAUGGCACAAGACAUGGUGAUAUAGGUAUGCCUAAAUCAAGCUAUCAGUCAAGGAAGGAUUCUCAUCCAUUUAACCCAGAUGAUCUUUACUUAUUUCUACGUGGUAUACCUUACUCUGCAACAGAAGAUGAAGUGCGUGCUUUCCUUUGUGGGAUACAUGUGGACGGAGUGAUUCUGAUAAAGCAUCGCAAUGGUUUGAACAAUGGUAAUUGCUUGGUAAAAUUUGCCACACCCGGUGAUGCCUUGGAAGGACUUAAACGUCAUAGACAAUACAUGGGUCAGAGGUUUAUAGAAAUAAGCCCAUCUACAGAGGAACGGUGGAUUGAAUAUGGUGGGAGGGUUGAUAUGCCAAAUGAAAUGGAUCACUUUUUCUGCGAAGACCAUUCUCCAAGAAGUUCAGGCUACAUGCAUUUGAGGAAGCAUUCUCAUUCACGAUCACCAAGGAGACAAAGAACACGUUCUCGUUCGCCUCCCAGCCAGGAAUAUUACAUACACUUAAGAAAUCUAUCCAUUAAUGUGGAGAAGAGAGAUUUGAGAGCGUUUUUUUCUGAUCUCGAUAUAGGCAGCAAACAAAUCAAGCUUCUAACAGAUAAGCAUCAGAGGAGGACUAGAGAUGCUUUUGUGAUGUUAAGGAGUGAGAGAGAUUAUCAGGCUGCUUUGGAAUGUCAUAGAAACUUUCUUCUCAAUCGUCCCGUUUACAUUUUUCCAAUUUCACGAAAGUCAAUGUUGAAAAUAAUUGAUUCUUGUGAGAGAAAAAGAUCACAGGACAGAGACCAUUCUGGACAGGCCGUUUCAGAAAAAAGUUAUCGGGAAGGUCAUUCUGGCCCCAAGACGUGUGUUUAUGUAAGGAAUUUUCCAUUUGAUGUGUCAAAAAUUGAAGUGCAAAAGUUCUUUGGGAGAUUUGAUAUUCAUGAAGAUGAUAUUUACUUGCUCUGUGAUGACAAAGGAGUUGGGCUGGGAGAAGCAAUAGUGAGGUUCAAAUCUGAAGAACAAGCCAUGAAAGCAGAAAGUUUAAAUCGUCGAAGAUUCUUGGGGACGGAGGUAUUAAUAAGACUUAUAUCCGAAGAACAGAUGCAGAAGUUUGGUGUAAAUGUACCACUGUGCGCACCAAAUGAAAUGCAAGGUCAUCCAUAUCCGUAUGACAGAGGUGAGCUUUCCCAUCCAGUUGGUUCACCAUCUGGGCCACCACAAGGGCCACCCAUGCAUUCAUUUGGCCCCCCUGGGAACUUGAGGCAUCCUGAAUUUAGGCAUCCCCCUGAGGACUUCAUGUGCCCUCCUAAGGAUUUCAGAGGUCCACCACCUCUGAUGGAUUUUGGUGGUGAUGGUGAACCUUUUGGCAGAAUAGAGUUUGGGAAUAAUAAAAUGGGAAAUUUUCCUGAAGGAAGAUUUAUGCCGGAUCCAAAUUUCAGUGGUGGUUCUGAACACGUUGUGCGUAUUCGAUUGAAAAAUUUGCCUUUUAAAGCUACUCCUAAUGAGAUUCUGGAUUUUUUCUAUGGCUACAGAGUGAUACCGGAGUCGGUUUGUGUUCAGUAUAAUGAACAAGGAUUACCUUCGGGUGAUGCUAUCGUUGCUAUGACAAACUAUGAGGAAGCUAUGGCUGCUAUUAAUGAACUGAACGAUAGGCCAAUUGGUCCACGGAAAGUUAAGUUGAGCUUGCUUUAAAGGACAAAAAGGUGCUCUAGAAUGAAACAUUCUAGUUUUGACAGUAUUGACGGUUAUUUUCACUCUUUUUAAUUACUGGAAGAUGCAGAAGAAACAGUUUCCAUCAAUGGUUGUAAAUAAUAUCUAGUUCAGUUGUUUAGCUCUUGGUUGAAAUGCCUGUAUGGUUAAGGUAUGAGAACUAUGGUGCCUACUUGUGGCAGAGAAGAGCCCAGAAAUUGUGGAGGAUAUUGAAUGUCUUACAUCAAGGUCUAAAAGCAUGGAGUUUUUUUUAGUUUGCUUUAAUUCCCUGUCCCAUGACUUUGCAUCAGUUAACAAUGUAAGUGUUGGUUUACUGACCACACAAAUGGUUCAGAGAGAACUUCAGUGCUACCUGCAUUAGUAAAUAACAUUUCUUACCGAGGUUAGCUAAAUCAAAUUAAAAAUGAAUUGAUUUUUUUGUGUGUGUAAGCUGUUCAGGUUCUGUUCAGUUUAAUGUUGUUGCAGGCAUUCCUAUUGAAAGAAGAAAAAAGAGCUUCCUGUUCACAUUAGCUGGCUUUGCAACUUUUUUAAAAUAAAAAAUAAAUUGCCUUUAAAUGUGUGUCUCAUAUUUAAAAAUUGUAUAGUUAAUAACCUCAACUAUUAUGCUCAGCAUACAUGUGUCUUGGUGAGAAAGAUGCUGGCUGCUUCCUCUGGCAAGUGUGAGCUUUUUGCGGUUUGUCAACACAGCAAUGAAUACAUAGUUUAUAAAGACUGCAAAAUCUGCACUAAUCUGUUGGUAGGCUUUCUUGUUCUCCUCCCUCACUGCAGUAUCUUGAGUUAGAAAAUGAACCUCAGAAUUAGAUCAAGAAUUCUGACUUCAGCCUGAGCUUUCAGAGUGGUC
Molecule: messenger RNA, 5646 nt
Organism: Cuculus canorus (common cuckoo)
Lineage: Eukaryota; Metazoa; Chordata; Aves; Cuculiformes; Cuculidae
Gene: RBM12B
Product: RNA binding motif protein 12B
Exons: 2
Coding region: 2691-4787 (698 amino acids)
Biological process (GO): regulation of RNA splicing
Cellular component (GO): nucleoplasm; ribonucleoprotein complex
Molecular function (GO): RNA binding
Source: RefSeq, a predicted model, not a curated record